Molecule: messenger RNA, 3972 nt
Organism: Euleptes europaea (tarantolino)
Lineage: Eukaryota; Metazoa; Chordata; Lepidosauria; Squamata; Sphaerodactylidae
Product: zinc finger protein 850-like
Exons: 6
Coding region: 1-3915 (1304 amino acids)
Biological process (GO): regulation of transcription by RNA polymerase II
Molecular function (GO): RNA polymerase II cis-regulatory region sequence-specific DNA binding; DNA-binding transcription factor activity
Source: RefSeq, a predicted model, not a curated record
AUGACUCAGCUGCUGCUUUCAGGAUGGGGCAACCCACAGCUGCCUCUGCCCCAGUCAGAAGAGGACUCCAAGGAAUUCCAGGCCUCUUUCAUGGCAGUAGCUGGCAUCGCCCGGUGGCCUCAACGGGAGUGCAUGGCUCAAAUUCUGCCUGGGCUUAGCGAAGAGGCCCAAGAGGCCUACGAGCGCCGGACUCCUUUCGCAAAAGUGAAGGAAGAGAUGCUGGAUGAGGUCCUGGUAGGCUUGGAGAUGAGCCGCCAGCGUUUCAGGCAGUUCUGUUACCGGGAGGCCGAGGGCCCCCGAGAGGCGUUCAGCCAACUCCGGGAACUUUGCCAUCAAUGGCUGGAGCCAGAGAGACACACCAAGGAGCGGGUCCUGGAGCUGGUCAUCCUGGAGCAGUUCCUGUUCAUCCUGCCGUGGGAAAUGCAGAACUGGGUCAGGGAAUACGGGCCCGAGACUGGCAGCCAGGCGGUGGCCUUGGCGGAGGAUUUCCUCCUCAGGCAAGGAGAGGCUGAAGGUGCCACGCAACAGAGACUAGGGCCCUCGGAAUAUGCGGCUGUUAAUUCCCCCAAGUCCGAGGAUGAUCCAUCAGACGCCAUGAAAAUGCAGUUCUACACGGAGGCCGGACAUGAGGCCAACUUGCCAGGUGAAGGGCAAAUCCAGCAGUAUGAGGAAAAGAGGAGGAGAUCUGAGCAAGCAGAUGUCAGUGGAGCAUCAUUAGGAGGAGCAGAAGAGAUGUUUUUCCAGGAUCCUGAGGGGAAAGAGUUGCCUACAAGUCACGAGGGGCCAGAAAAUCAACAGGAAAACUAUCCAGGGAAGACAACAGACGUUUGUGAGGAACUCAACCUGGGCUUACAUGGAAAUGAUUUCCAAGAUGGAAUCUGCAGGCUUGAGGGAGAAAAACUAGCUAUUUCUGUUACUCAAAACCCACCCCAGAGUUUGGACCUAGCUGAGAAUCAGGAAACACGGGUGGCAGAAAAACUGUAUAACUGCACGUACCAUGGAAAAAUCCCCAGUCGGAGGCAGCCCCUGCUGAGCAUCCCCGAGACGACUCAUGCUUCAUAUGAAUGCUCUGACUGUGGGAAAAGCUUCAGUUGGAAAUCGCACCUUUUUAGACACAAGCGAAGCCACACGGGUGAGAAGGUGCAUCAGUGCUCCGAGUGUGGGAAAGGCUUUAUCUUCAAAACAGACCUUUUCAGGCACAAGAGGAUCCACACGGGCGAGAAGCCAUACGAGUGCACAGAAUGUGGGAAAUGUUUCAGCCGCAAACCGAACCUCAUUACACACAAGAGAACCCACACAGGAGAGAAACCACAUCAGUGCGCCGAGUGUGGGAAAUGCUUCAGUCGCAAGCCAACCCUUAUUACCCACAAGAGAACCCACACGAGGGAGAAGCCGUACGAGUGCUCAGAAUGUGGGAAAGGCUUCAUUUUCAAAAUAGACCUCUUUAGGCACAAAAGAACCCACACAGGAGAGAAACCCUACGAUUGCUCGGAGUGUGGGAAAUGCUUCAGUCGAAAAGCCAAUCUCAUUACGCACAAAAGGACCCAUACGGGCGAGAAACCGUACGAAUGCUCAGAGUGUGGGAAAAAGUUCAGCCGUAAAGGAAACCUUAUUACCCACACAAGGACUCACACAGGAGAGAAACCAUACGAAUGCUCAGAUUGUCGGAAAAGCUUCACUCAGCGGAUACAUUUUCUGAGACAUGAAUCCAUUCAUACAAGAGAGAGAAAUGCAGAAGCUGUGGACAAUGCGGGGGGGCAUGGCCUGAUGCUUACCAAAUGUAAUGGAAUUCACAUGCGCACAAGAGAAGCCACAGAAAGCCCUGCGAUCAAAAUGGAGGAGAAGAACACAGCAGAACCCAAAGCUGGGGAGAGAUUGGCGGCUGGAGGCAAAGAUCUUCACAUUGUCCAAGUGGGGAUGAUGGGGGAGUUCCUGAGUGGGGUGACUGCAUCCCAAAUCAAACAAGAACCGGAUGAGGGGCCACAGCAGAGCUGGGGGGUCCAGCGGCAGCAGUUCCUGAAGUCGACGGGGCAGACGCCGUAUUCGGGAUGGGCGGGCGCGCCGCUCCCUCAGCCCCGGUCGGAGAACAGGGCAACAGAGUUUCGGGGCUCUUCCAAGGGAGGAAGUGAGGCCGACCCGUGGCUACCAGGAGAAGGCCCGACCCAAUCCAUGCCAGGCCUGAGUGGUCAAGAAGACCACGAGGCCUACAAAAGCCUGGACCCUUCUGUGGAAGUGAAGGAAGAGAUUCUUGACCGAGUGGACAGUGCCAACUUGGAGUUACGGUGCCAGCGAUUCAGGCAGUUCAGCUACCAGGAGACUGAGGGGCCCCGGAAGAUAUUCUGCCAGCUCUGGGGGCUUUGCCACCAGUGGCUGAAGCCGGAGAGACACACCAAGGAGCAGAUUUUGGAGCUGGUGAUCCUGGAGCAGUUCCUGAUGAUCCUGCCUCUGGACAUGCAGUGUUGGGUCAGGGAACGAGGCCCUGAGACCUGUGCCCAGGCAGUGACCUUGGCGGAGGACUUUCUGUGGAAGGUGCCGGAAGCCGAUGGAACAGAGCAGAAGAUCUCGGAGGAAGCCGAUGGGUUGGCAGCCGACUCCCCCAAGUCAGAGCUGGAUCCGUCAGACAUUGUGAAGAUCGAGCUUUCGAUGGAGAACAUGCAAGAGGGAGACCAGCAACAAUAUUUUCUUGGCGAAGCAGGUGAAUUGCAAGAGGGAGCUUGUGGCACUGUGAGAAAAAAGGCCGCUUUGGACAGUGGGGAAACCCUUCGUCUAUCGUCUGACCACCUUUCCAAGAACCAGAAGACGCCACUGAAAGAGAAGCCCUAUAAAUGCUCGUACUGUGGGAAAAUCUCCGAUUGCAGGGCACACCUGAUCAUCCAUGAGAGAACCCACACAGGGGAGAAGCCACAUAAAUGCUCCGUCUGUGGCAAGAGUUUCACUCGGAAAGAGUCUCUCAUUAUCCACGAGAGGUUUCACACAGGAGAGAAGCCCUAUAAAUGCUCAGUGUGUGGCAAAACCUUCAGUGAUAAAAUUGGCCGGCUAAUACAUGAGAGAACUCACACGGGAGAAAAACCAUACAAGUGCACUGAGUGUGGGAAAAGCUUUGGAACUCGUUGUAACCUCCUAAGGCAUAGAAGGGUACACACAGGAGAGAAACCUUAUAGAUGCUCAGAUUGUGGGCAAAGCUUCAGGUAUAGACCGCAACUGGUGAUUCAUGAGGGGACCCACAAGGGUGAGAAACCGUAUAAGUGCCCGGACUGUGGAGAGAGCUUCAAUCAAAGUCGGCACCUUGUUAUUCACAAGUGGACCCACACGGGAGAGAGGCCACAUAAAUGCUCCAUCUGUGGCAAAAGCUUCAAUCAGAAAUCAGACCUCAUUACCCACACGAGAACCCACACGGGAGAGAAACCAUACGUGUGCUCGGAGUGUGGGAAAAGCUUCAUUUCGAGCUGCCAGCUCCGAAAGCACGAGAGAAUCCACACAGGUGAGAAACCAUACCAGUGUUCAGACUGUGGCAAAUGUUUUACGUACAGCUCUCACCUUACAACCCACAAAAGGACUCACACAGGAGAGAAACCGUACCAGUGUCCGGACUGUGGUAAGUGCUUCAUUUCCAGCUCUCACUUCACGGCACACAGAAGGACGCACACGGGAGAGAAGCCGUAUCAGUGUUCGUACUGUGGAAACAGCUUCAUCCAGAGAUCGCAGCUCGCUAAACACGAGAGAUCCCACACCGGUGAGAAACCGUACAUAUGUUCAGAGUGUGGGCAAAGCUUCCGGUGGAGUCAAGGGCUUAAGAAACAUAUGAGGACUCACACGGGAGAGAAGCCGUAUAAAUGUUCACAGUGUGAGAAAACAUUCACCAGUUCCUCAAAUCUUUCUAGACAUCAGAAAAUCCAUGCUAGGGAGAAACUGUAAGGAUCAUGAUUGAAGAGACUGUAAAUGCUUAGACUGUGGGACAGUGUAUUGGGAAGA